Messenger RNA from Sphaerulina musiva SO2202, 2371 nucleotides. Its product is annotated as MFS general substrate transporter. NCBI's taxonomy places the organism in Eukaryota, Fungi, Ascomycota, Dothideomycetes, Mycosphaerellales, Mycosphaerellaceae. The transcript is spliced from 4 exons. Gene Ontology annotation, cellular component: membrane. The coding region runs from base 152 to 1717 and encodes 521 amino acids. The record is from RefSeq and is a predicted model, not a curated record. Gene Ontology annotation, biological process: transmembrane transport. Gene Ontology annotation, molecular function: transmembrane transporter activity.
UGCUUCUUCACCGCCCGAGUGAGAGAAGAAGAGAAAAUCACUCUUCUCCUGCCUUGUUUUUGUUUCUGUUUUCUUUCGUCGUUCUCCUCCUCCUCCUCCUCCUCCUCUUCCUCUUCCUCCCAAGAACAGGAAAACAAAAAAAGAAACAGAAAUGGCCCGCGUCACUCACGACCAGCCUAGCGACCGCAUCUCGGGCGACGACGGACCCGACGAUAAGAACGUCACCGAAUACCUGGACGAGGUGGUCGACGAUGUCGACAAGCGUCCGCAAGGCUUGGAGCCACCGCCCCUGGUGCGAGCGAUGAGUCCGGCGGAGAGAGAAGUGCUGGAGAAGCAGUUGACGAGGAAAAUCGACAUUCGAUUGCUCCCACCCGUCAUCAUCAUGUAUAUUCUCAACUAUCUCGAUCGCAACAAUAUUGCCACUGCGCGACUCGCGGGAACUCCGGGGCUGGAGGAAGAUCUGGGUCUCACAGAUUCGCAGUAUGAGACGUGUGUGUCGAUUCUGUUUGUGGGCUACAUCUUGAUGCAAGUACCCAGCAACUUGUUCCUGAACAAGAUCGGCAAACCGGCCUUGUUUCUGCCCGGCAUGAUGGUCGUCUGGGGUAUCGUCUCGCUGUGUACGGCCGCCGCCAAGAACUUUACCCAUCUGGUCGUCAUUCGAUUCUUCCUGGGUUUCGUCGAAGCCGCCUACUUUCCUGGAUGUCUCUUCUUCCUCUCCUGUUGGUACACUCGAAAGCAACUCGCCUUCCGAUCCGCCGUCUUGUACUCGGGUUCCCUCAUCUCGGGUGCAUUCGCUGGUUUAAUCGCCGCGGGUAUCACUGAUGGCAUGGAUCGCAAGCUCGGCCUUCCGGCGUGGAGAUGGCUCUUCAUCAUCGAAGGCGCUGUGACCGUUGCCGUUGCCAGUGUGUGCUUCUUCAUCUUGCCCAACUUCCCCACGACCACCAAGUGGCUCACAGAGGAAGAACGUCAACUCGCAGUCUGGCGCUUGCAGGAAGACGUUGGUGUUGACGACUGGACCAGUAGCAAAGACCAAUCCUUCUUCCACGGUUUCGUUCUGGCCAUCAAGGACAUCAAAGUCUGGAUUCUGAUGAUUAUGCUUCUCGGAGUAGUCAGCGCCGCGUCUGUCACCAACUUCUUCCCUACUGUGGUCGAGACACUCGGCUACAACAAGAUCAAUUCGCUCCUGCUCACGGCCCCUCCCUACAUCCUCGCAGUCUUCUGUGCUUUUGCCAACGCUCUACAUGCAGACAAGACUGGAGAACGAUUUCUGCAUGUCACGCUACCAUUGCUCGUGGGUAUCGCAGCAUUCGUCCUCGCGGCUGCCACCACGUCCGUGGCUCCUCGAUACGUCGCCAUGAUGCUCAUGGUUCCAGGAGUAUACACGUCCUAUGUGAUCAUCCUGGCCUGGAUAUCAAACACCAUCUCGCGUCCACCGGCCAAGCGUGCGGCCGCGAUUGCACUCAUCAACGCCGUGGCCAAUGCUUCGCAGAUUUAUGCUUCGUACAUGUACUCUGGAGGACCGAGAUACAUUAUCGCAUUCUCCGUCAAUUGUGGAACUCUGGUCCUGUCCAUCAUCAUGGCGGCUGCCUUGCGUAUCAUCUUGGUGCGUGCCAACAAGAAGCUUGACCGAGGUGAAGCCGUAGAGGCGGUUGUAUCAGGAGUGGUCGACCCGAGUAAUGCUCCCGCUGUGACAAAGCGCUUCCGAUACCUGGUCUAGAGUGGUGGAAGCAAGUCAGCGGCAGUGGUAUUGGCACAACAUGUACAAAUUCUUCUCGCAGCCCGCUGAACGCCAAGCGACUUAAUGAUCCGCAUAGAUUGUAUGAUGAUGAUAAUGAUGAUGAUGAAGAACACGAUACUAUAAAGACCAGACGCUGGACUACCGCGCGACUUCUCAUCAAGACAUGGAGGCUCCUCGGCCCGACAAAGCUUAUUUGCACAAGAUCGCCAAUCCCGGCUGCCCAGCAAUCCAGCAAUCCAGCAUCCAUAGAAGGAGCCUCAGGGAGGUAGAGAGAGGACCAGGGAGGUACCCAGUCUAGUCCAUCUUGUCCGAUGAGGUCUAAUUUCGGCUGAUGCGGUGAGGGCCCGGGAGUCCAAGGACCAUGCUCGAUCGCGGAAUCGAAUAUCCAUUCAUCAAAGGAAACUGGAACAAGGUCCAGGACUCUACUAGUAGUAGAAGUCUAAAAGGGAACGUGUUGGUGCCAAUGUCCUGCCAACGUGAAUGGUGGUGCUCGCAAAGUGCUGGCUGUGCUCCACUAUUUAGUAGGUAAGUGAGUUAUAGUUAGUAGUGGUCAAAACGUGUAUCUUCUAGGAACUUCCCAGGUUACUCAGGUACCUACCUACAUUACUUGACAACAACAACAUCAUCAUCCAG